Fusarium proliferatum ET1 is the source of this 780-nucleotide messenger RNA. RefSeq lists its product as uncharacterized. The record is from RefSeq and is a predicted model, not a curated record. The transcript has a single exon. NCBI's taxonomy places the organism in Eukaryota, Fungi, Ascomycota, Sordariomycetes, Hypocreales, Nectriaceae. Bases 1 to 780 code for a protein of 259 amino acids.
AUGCCACCUGAAAAUGCGCGAAUAGCCCGACAACCAUUAUCACCCCCGAGUUCACCACCCGCCUCGUCAUUGAUAUCAUCAUUAACCUCUGGAUGCCAAUCUACUCGACCUCUUCAAUCUCCAUCAAUUGAUGUCCUUGCUUCACAACUUGGGAGCUCUUCUUUGGAACAUUUCCAUCACGAUUCUUCCCGCUCGACUACACGGCUUCCGGAAACCGCUCUAUCACUUAUUUCAUUACCCGACGGUGACUGCAUCAAUGUACAGUCGAUACUCAACCAUCAGGGUUCCGACAUGGAGCUUGAUCCCCACAAAGAAAUGAAAACUACGAAAUCUCGUAAUUGUCAUCCGAGAAACGCCCAAGAGCGUUUUGCUUGUGCUUUUGAUGGACCUUUCAAUCCAUUUAUGCCCAUUACUGUUGAUCCGACAACUCUUAGUGAAGGUCCGGGGGAUGCCACAAGGUCAAUGUACAGGCCCAAUGCAAACGGCGGCUUUCAGGUAGAUGAAGGAUACUGUGAAGACGAGGAUGAUUUCUCUUGGCUUCAACCACUUGUACCACGAAGGACGACUAGUACACCCGAUGGAAUUAAGAAGCGCUACGAGCUUGGGUAUCGAAGAUCCGCUGAUGCUGCAAGUCGUUGUCGCAACACCAUUCACAGUGUACCUCGAAUGCGACGACGCGACAAGAAGAGAAGCAGGCAACCGCAAACCCACUUUACGGCAAGCUCCGUCAGAGGCCGCUCGGAUUCACAAACCUCGCAGAUGGCUAUCUCAACACAGUGA